AUGGGCAGCAGAGAGCAGAAGAGCAAGCGAUCCCCAUCUAUACAGAGAAGGUCUCCACAGAAGCCUCGAAAGUUGCUCACACGAGAUGCAUGGGAGGGGGCCGGCAGUGUGCAGAAAGGGAGGACACAGCUUCGUCCUGCCCAGCAGACACACAUGGAGCAAGCCACAGCCACAGCCACAAAGGAUGAGGGGAGCAUACGGAAGGCAAAAGAAUUCAAGGACCCUAUGGCUACCCAUCGGGCUCAGUCAGAUCCAGAUACAAGUUCUCAGAGCUUGACAGAGGAGAACCUGCUGCCUCUGACACCUCGGCAGCUGGCAGCCUUCCAGGACAUCUUCAAACUGUUCAGUUGCAGCCCAACAGGCACUGUGGACAUGCGCAGCAUGAAAGUUGCCCUGCGCAAUGUAGGUAUCCAACUAGGCCCCCAGGAGAUGUGUGAGGCUCUUCGUCUGGCAGACUUGGAUGGUGAUGGAAUCGUAAGCUUCAAGGACUUUCUUGGUGUUCUCACUGACAACAACCGGCUGGCUCAGUGCAUAGGUCAAAUGAAGAGCAACCGAGUAUCUGAUCCCCAGGGUCUGCACACACUGUUCUUAGAGGUGCUUUUCAAGCUACUGCACCAGGGCUUUCUGCCCUCCAAGUCUGGGCAGGAGGUGACAAGCUACUACCAGGAGAAGCAGCGGGCUCUGCGGCUGACCCCAGGCUUGAAGAUUCGGAACAGCCAGGGCCAUCCCUCGCGCUCCCACGCCGGCCUCAAUUUCUUCUGCCAGGCAGCUCGUGUCAGUGGCCUGUCCAGCUCUGAGCUGGCACUCUCGCUACACAAACUGCACAAAGCGGGUUCACGCAGUCCCUACUCUCAGAUACCCAACCUGACCAGGCGGAUGCAGCCAGAUUAUAGGAUACGGAGUGCAAUACCCGUGGCGAUGCCUGACGUCCGCCUUCCCAAGCCCCAUCAACCCAGCCGCACCAGGAUCUCAAUCAACCUGAGGCCACUAUGCAAAGGCCCUCUCUCCCUCCCUCCUGCAGCUUUAGUGAGCCAGCCAUCAGAGCAAAUUCGUCCCUUGAAGCUGGCUCCCUCCCCACCAACUCUAGUGCAGAAGCAGCCCUUCUCCCCUUCGCCAGCCUGUUCCCAGAGAUCAGCUGUGAAGAGCUCUUAUAAGUAA
Molecule: messenger RNA, 1158 nt
Organism: Dipodomys ordii (Ord's kangaroo rat)
Lineage: Eukaryota; Metazoa; Chordata; Mammalia; Rodentia; Heteromyidae
Product: EF-hand calcium-binding domain-containing protein 3-like
Exons: 10
Coding region: 1-1158 (385 amino acids)
Molecular function (GO): calcium ion binding
Source: RefSeq, a predicted model, not a curated record